Pyrus x bretschneideri (Chinese white pear) is the source of this 1198-nucleotide messenger RNA. RefSeq names its product nuclear transcription factor Y subunit C-1. Gene Ontology annotation, biological process: regulation of DNA-templated transcription. Gene Ontology annotation, cellular component: nucleus. The transcript is spliced from 2 exons. Gene Ontology annotation, molecular function: DNA-binding transcription activator activity, RNA polymerase II-specific; DNA binding; protein heterodimerization activity. The record is from RefSeq and is a predicted model, not a curated record. Bases 193 to 903 code for a protein of 236 amino acids. Lineage: Eukaryota; Viridiplantae; Streptophyta; Magnoliopsida; Rosales; Rosaceae.
AGCAUCCCUGUCUCUCUUCUCCUCUCUCUCCUCACAUCCAUCUCCAACCCUUGAAAUCCUCAAAUCUCCACCACAAAAAUCUCCCCAAAUCAAAUCUCAAUCCACCCCCUCUGAUCAAAUCAAACCCUUCAUCUUCAUCCCCCUCCCAAACUCCCUCAAAACCCACCAUUUGGCUCAACCCCAUCACACCAAAUGGACCCCAACCCCAACACUGCCACCGCCGCCGCCGCCCCCACCCAGCAGCAACCGCAAGCCCAAUCCUCCCCCUACCCAGCAACCCAAUCCUCCGUCCCCGCCCCCCCAUUCCACCACCUCCUCCAGCAGCAGCAGCAGCAGCUCCAGAUGUUCUGGACCUUCCAGCGCCAGGAGAUUGAGAGCGUCAACGACUUCAAGAACCACCAGCUCCCCCUCGCCCGCAUCAAGAAGAUCAUGAAGGCCGACGAGGACGUCCGUAUGAUCUCCGCCGAGGCCCCCGUACUCUUCGCCAAGGCCUGCGAGCUCUUCAUCCUCGAGCUCACCAUCCGCUCCUGGCUCCACGCCGAGGAGAACAAGCGCCGGACUCUCCAGAAAAACGACAUUGCCGCCGCCAUUACCCGCACCGACAUAUUCGAUUUCUUGGUGGAUAUUGUGCCCCGCGACGAGAUCAAGGAGGAGGCGGUGGGUCUCGGAGGUAUGGUUGGGGCGACGGCGAGUGGGGUGCCGUAUUUCUAUCCGCCGAUGGGUCAGCCGGCUGGUGCCGCCGGGGGGAUGAUGAUUGGGAGGCCUGCGGUGGACCCCACUGGGGUUUACGGCGUGCAGCCUCCGUCGCAGGCGUGGCAGUCUGUGUGGCAGACUGCGGCGGAUGAUGGGUCGUACGGGAGUGGAGGGAGCAGUGGGCAGGGCAACCUUGAUGGUCAAAGUUGAAGAGACUAAUUUGCUGAUGGUUUGGUGCGUGGCGGGCACGGCGGAAGGAUACUGAGCUUUGGCAGAGGAUUUUGAUUUUGGAACUGCUGAAUUAAUAUUAUUAUUUUUUUCUUAUGAGGAUGACUUAGACCUGGUAAAACUAUUGAUCCAGAGCAGUUGGAAAAUCACUAGCUGAUCAUUGCUGUGUUUAAUAUUGAAUGUGCAGUCUUGUAUAAUUUAGGCUAUUUUAUCUCAUGUUGCUAACUCGAAUGAUUGUGGGUCAUUUCAUAUUAAUCAAACCUCUUAGAUUUUAGCA